UAAACGCAGGAAGUCGCAAAAUCUCAUUAAACUCUUUGCAUUACGCUUCAUUACUUUAAUUUCAUAUUAUGCAAAACAAAAUUACAAAUUGCCAUUUACCAUUAGCGUCAAACUUACUUGACUCGUAUCACACGCGAAUCACUUUGCUCCUAAACCUUCCGUCAGUGGUGCAUAUACGUAUACGGUACUUAUGGCUACUAUAGCUCCUUCGUGUCAAGCAACUCAAUCACUUAAAUUACCCUCGAAGAGUGAACGAGAAGCAGCUAACGCUUAACAAAUUAAAUACAGUGGAACGAAUGAAGUAGAACAUUACUCGCGCUAUGGCAUAUAUGUACAAGCAGGAACAGGUUUUGGAAAGUUAAUGGAUUUCUCCUUAAAUCUCUAUUUCAAAACUUGUGUCUCACAUUUUCGUUGCUCCAAAGUUCCACCGUACACCCUUCCAAAAAUCUCGAUCGCGUCUCGAUUUUCUCCUUCGUUUCUCAAGUCUCGAAAAUUCGAGAAAAAUCCUGCUGGUCGGGAAGUAAGGCGUUUAUAAAACCGUGAUUCGCUGAUAAUGCAGGCUGCACCCGGCGGCCGGAAAUUGAGGACGCUUAAAAAUAGCACGCGUCAGCCUGAAUUAUCAUCGAACCGGCACGUUCACCGUCACGGGUCCAAUUAUUCUCAUAAAUACCACGGUACGUCACAACCUCUGCGACAAUCGUCCUUACUUCGCCACGCCUCCUCGCCCCGCUGUGAUAAGAAGUUUGGCUAAUUUUGUUGCGAAACCGGCCACAGACACUGUCGGAGGAGCAACGAAAGGAGACGCGUGUCUUUUAAAUUGUCGUAAUGAACGACUCGAUGGUGCAAGCAACGAAAACAGUGCGCGAGUGAAAUGUGGUGUCGUGAUUUCGAUGACAGUCGAAGAAACUAAAACAGAAGCGAGGAAACGCGGUGUGUUGCAAGACGACUGACUUCUACGGAAAAUGACGAAGAAUUGCCCGCGAAAACGACUCGAGACUCGCCAGGAAGGAAAUUAGUAGAAAGAGGGUUGCGGAGGAUGGUACGUGGAGCGUGAACCGGAAGAAGAAUGUUCUCCAAGAUGGAUCAAGCUCUCCUGUUCUCCGUUGUGAUAUCGCUGACGUGUUUCUCGAGUUUCUGCGACGGUCACCUAAUCGACGGGAUCUUCACGGAACCGACCUUGGAACGGGGUUACAACUUGGUGGCCACUGUUCCUCGAGGUGCCCUGGCUCUGAACGUGACACAAUUACGUCACACGGAGAAUUAUUUGGCGGUCAAGUUGCAAGAUGGUAGCUACUUGUUCAAUGGAAACUACAGCAUCAGUUUGUCUGGGAAAUAUCAAGCAGCUGGAUCUACUUUCGUUUAUCUUCGUCAGAGCUCUCAGAAUUUGGAAAGCUUCUCUGCUGUCGGUCCUCUGCAAGAACCGAUUGACGUUAUGGUUUUGUAUCAAGAACCGAAUCCCGGAAUCGUGUAUCGAUACAUCAUCCCGGGCAGUGUAGGCGUCUCUCCAAAUUCGCAUGUCGGACAUAAGACAGUUUCUAACAAGGCCGGUGAACCCAUUCUGCAGACUAUUCCUCACAGGAAAAUAGAACCUGGACCACCUCUUGGCGAUGGGACGCAGACGUAUCUUCCAAGACGUUACAAAAAAAGGAAAUUUUUUUGGAAAGCAAGUGGUUACACAGAGUGUAGCAGGACCUGUGGCGGGGGUUUCCAAAUGCUGAGAUAUAUAUGUAUAAGGGAACACACGCAGACACCAGUGCCUGAUAAGAGAUGUCACACGUUGGAAAAGCCACGUGAAACUCAAAUACGAUGCAAUACUACACCUUGUCCUCCCAAGUGGAGAGCCGGUCCGUGGGGCGAUUGUUCGGUUACUUGCGGUAGCGGUACUCGCGUCAGAGAAUUAGAAUGCGUGCAAGAAAUAACCCCGUCACUAAUAAUGCGAAUAUCCGAUGGAGCAUGUAUGGAACCAAAAAUCCUUCCCACGAGCGAGGCUUGCGAAAUGCCACGAUGUGAAUUCGACGCGAAAGUCGCAUCGACUACGCUGCAACCUCCACAAUGGAGCGUAGGCUCAUGGUCUACGUGCUCCGCAACAUGUGGUCCAGGUCAAAGGACAAGGGCCGCCACCUGCGUGACACAGGGACCCCCGUGUGAUCUAGAAGUGAAGCCUAUUACUCAAGAUGCUUGUGAUUUGGGACCCUGUACAACGAAAUCGCCACAGACAAACGCUAUCUCGACGAGUCUCGAGAGUGCACAGUGGUUGUUCACCGAAUGGUCCGAAGAUUGUUCUGCGGAGUGUGGUGUCGGUAUGCAGACGAGAAAGGUGUUCUGCGAAAAAGGUUCGGAGGAAGAAUUUUGCGACCAAUCGACAAGACCAGAAACUUCGAGAACCUGUUCCAGCAACAGAACCUGUAGUGGACAAUGGUUUACGGGACCCUGGACCGCGUGCUCUACGGAAUGUGACGCUGGAGAACAAGUGAGAGAGGUGGUCUGCAUAACGACACUUCGCGGAACCCUUCGAGUAGUUCUGGACAUGAAUUGUCCGGCGAAUAAACCGGAAACGAGGCGAUCCUGCAGUGGUCCACCUUGUGCGUCCAUGUGGUUCAUAUCGGACUGGGCAGAGUGUUCUCGAUCAUGCGGAAAAGGCAUUCAAAAGAGAGAAGUAAGGUGUUUGAACAGAGAAGGUCAGUCACCGGAGCACCACGAGCUGCACUGCAAAGAGAAGGAUCGCCCUAUGUCUCGACGAACCUGCAACGAUUAUCCUUGCAAGGACGACAUGCACAGAUCUGAAAAUCAUCACACGGUCCUGCAAGUGCAGAACGAUCCAGAGAUCUCAAAUGUACUCGAGGAGAAUCCACUUUGCAAGGACAGUAUAUCUAAUUGCAACUUAGUGGCGCAAGCUCGACUCUGCACUUAUCAGUUUUACCAACAGCUGUGCUGCCAAUCGUGUUCCAGGGCGAAACAAGACCUCGAAUAAGAUCUGCCACGACGAACCAAAUGUAUUGUUAACGCAAAUUUAACGCUUCGAUGACCGAUUAGACUCGCAAGCAAGUCGUCGAAGAUAACCCUAAGAUAUUAUACGUGUCGCUGUAGAUUUACUUACCCUUGCACUGCCUGACAGAGUUUUUAAUCUGAAGUUUCGUGUAUAAAGAUGUUACUCGAUACUGCCCGAAAGUAAAGU
Molecule: messenger RNA, 3175 nt
Organism: Eufriesea mexicana
Lineage: Eukaryota; Metazoa; Arthropoda; Insecta; Hymenoptera; Apidae
Product: thrombospondin type-1 domain-containing protein 4
Exons: 15
Coding region: 1067-2971 (634 amino acids)
Cellular component (GO): extracellular matrix
Source: RefSeq, a predicted model, not a curated record